Messenger RNA from Pomacea canaliculata, 1937 nucleotides. Its product is annotated as neurotrypsin-like. The transcript has 9 exons. The coding region runs from base 114 to 1937 and encodes 607 amino acids. Gene Ontology annotation, cellular component: membrane. The record is from RefSeq and is a predicted model, not a curated record. Lineage: Eukaryota; Metazoa; Mollusca; Gastropoda; Architaenioglossa; Ampullariidae.
CUAACACACACACUGCAGCGUGACGGCUCAUAGCCAGGGUCAUACUUUGCUACAACUGUAACUGAAACAAGCUUUCAUGAACAGCAAAAUGUAUCACAAAUCAUGCUAAGAUCAUGCGGUUGUUUGCAGAGUACCAGAUAAGUUUACUUGGAGAGUCAUACACGGGUGCUGUGACCGUUAAGUACUACGGACUGGAAGGACACAUCUGCAGCGACGAGUGGGACGACGCUGAUGCCCAGGUGGCGUGCAGGGAGCUGGGCUUCGCGAAUGGCGAGAUGUUUAAUCGCCUCAGAACUGAAGAACAGCAAAAACCUUUCUGGUCAUCGAAAUUCAAGUGCACAGGAAGGGAAAGGCGCCUUGGUGACUGCAAUCACGCAGGCUGGGGGCACAUCACGCAGUGUAAAAGCCAGCACUAUGCCGGAGUUCUGUGCUACGACGAACAAGGUCUGUCCUUCGAACUCGGCGAUGGCAGCUCGGCUUCUGGCCUUCUCAACAUCUCCAUCAACGGCAAGUGGGGUGUGGUCUGUGACCACAAGUGGAAUGACGCGAGUGCCAGGGUGUUAUGUCGCAGUAUGGGCUACACGGAUGGGCGAACCUGGGACGAUGUCGGGACGCAGAAUGCAAGCGCCUUGUGGGGAACGGUCUUGGAAUGUAAAGGUGAUGAGGCUAGUCUGAAAAACUGCGCAAACAUGUUCUGGAAAACAUCAGAGGUGUGUCUACCUAAACCUCGCCUUGCCAGCGCCCAGUGUACCCAUGAUGGUUCCUUACACACGCGAGUACAAAACGGCAAGUCAGGAACCAACUACAUUUCCGGCCGCCUGGAAGUUUCUCGAAAUGGCCUAAUAUGGGAAACUGUGUGUGCAGACAAGAUAGGACGGAACGAAAUAAAUGCCGCCUGUGCUUCCCUGGGAUUCCGAUAUGGAACGGGCGUCAUAAACCACAGGUUUGGUGCUGGCACCGGCAACAUAUACAGAGGUCAGUUCGUCUGCGAUCAAGAUGCCAAGACGCUACAAACGUGUUUGCAGACGACAAGGACUGCCGACUGUGAUCGCUUCUCCAGCAUCGGCGUCUUUUGCUACAACGAUCCUAAGGACGUCUUUAAGAUGAGACUGGAAGGCGGACAGGAGGUGAAGAAAAUGAAGGCAGGUCGACUGGAGGUGGCCGUGGGGGAUCUGCCCUGGGGCAGUGUGUGCGCAGACUCCUUCGGUGAAAUGGAAGCAGAGGCAGCCUGCAGACAGAUGGGCUACCAGCAUGGUGACGUGUACACUGGACCCCUCAAAGGUCAACCUUCGAACAUCGUGCUCGCAAACGUCCGUUGUAUUACGCCUGAAGGAUUUUUCCAGAACUGCAAUCAAAGCCUCUUCAGAGAUGGCGCCUGUAGACAAAGCAGGCCUGUGGCUGUUCGCUGCAUCAACGCUGCAGUUCGUCUUAAGACAUCGUCUGUCGACACAUUCAAUGCCGGAACAGUGCAGUUGUACACUGAAGGCGAGGGGUGGUAUGAUGUGUGCCAUGACGGGUGGAACAAGAUCGAUGCCCAGAAGGUCUGCAGUGAACUCGGUUUCACUGACGGAAGAGAGAUGUGUUGUAACACGCUUGGAUAUUCACCUGCAGGAUCCGACACAGCCGUUGGGGUUUACACAAACGUCUCGUGCAGCUUUAACGACCAGAGCCUGAGUGUGUGCAAUAAACGGAAGGGAGCCCCUUUCUCCUGCCCCAAGAUGUCCAAUGGGGUCCGCGGCCUCGCCUCUGUCAUUUGUUACGAAGAACCCAGGAGAAUGAACACAAGUGUGCAAGUUCACAUAUCGGGAGAUGAACUUGCUGGGUCCGUCAGUGUCAGCCGCUUUGGUCUACAAGGCCAGAUAUGCAUGAACAAGUUCACAGAUAACGAAGCACAGGUGGUGUGUCGCAUGCUUGGCCACCGCGGGGAAGAGCUCUAG